AUGCCUUGUUGGUUUUCUUGUGCAGCUAAAGACACACUGAACACAGACUGGAACAAAUAUGAUGACAGGUUAAUGAAAGCAGCUGAAAGGGGUGAUGUGGAAAAGGUUUCAUCAAUCCUUGCCAAAAAAGGAGUCAGUCCUACUAAACUGGAUGUGGAAGGGAGAUCUGCAUUCCAUGUUGUAGCAUCAAAGGGAAACCUGGAUUGCUUGAACACCAUCCUUGUUCACGGAGUUGAUAUCACAGCCACUGAUGCUGCAGGUAGAAACGCGUUGCACCUGGCUGCAAAGUACGGACAUGCUUUGUGUUUGCAGAAGCUGUUACAGGCUCUUCAUGAUGCAGCUAUGUCAGACUGUUCCUCUAGCAUACAACUACUGUGUGAUCAUGGGGCCUCAGUGAAUUCAAAAGAUGGAGAUGGGAGGACACCACUAGUGCUGGCCACUCAGAUGUGUCGUCCCACAGUCUGUCAGCUUCUGAUAGACAGAGGAGCAGAUGUUAAUGCCAGGGACAAACAAAACAGGACUGCCUUGAUGUUAGGCUGUGAGUACGGCUGCAAGGACGCAGUGGAAGUUUUGCUCAAAAAUGGUGCAGAUGUUAGCUUGACUGAUGGCCUUGGUCAUGACUGUGCUUACUAUGCCAGAAUUGGUGACAAUAUUGACAUUUUGGCUUUGAUAAAAGCUGCCGUUGAGGAUUCCAGCAGAGGAAGAGACACCAUGAAGAAAGGGCAGCCUGAACAAAAGUGGAACCGGCUGCAUGCACAGGAGGAGGCGAAUGUCAUGCUGUAUCAGAAGGAACAUAAUGCUCAGGAAUUGGAGUUGGAAAAUCAAGAUUUGAAAGAUCGGAUGAGAGAAGUGCAAGAGGAGCAGAGGAUGCUGCUGGGUAGAAUCAGUGGGCUACAGCUACAGUUGAAUGAGGAGCAAAUGUUUGCAGAUGAUCUUGAAAAUGAGAAAGAUGAGUUGAAGAAAAUCCUAACUACCAAGGAAAAACAGCAGGAAGAAAGCUUAAGAACUAUUGAAGCUCUCAAAGCUAAACUCAAAUAUUAUGAAGUUGACUUUGCGGGACCUGGAAGUGGCUUUGGUAAUCAACCCUAUAUCUAUUUUGUGCCCAUUUAUCUUCAGUCUCGGUCUAUGCUGAGACCCCUGGAGCUCUCCGUACCGAGCCAAUCAUCCAGUUCAGAGAAGGAAACUUUAAAGAAAGAACUUGACAGCAUGAGGACCUGCUAUGGUGCAGCAAAAGAAGAAAUUAGCAAACUGCAGAGAGAACUGUCUCACAAGGUAUCUGAAUGUAAAGCUUUGGCAUCAGAGUGUGAAAGAACCAAGGCGGAAUCUGAUGGACAGAUAAAACAACUGGAAGAUGCUUUAAAAGAUGUACAGAAAAGAAUGUUUGACUCUGAAGGCAAAGUUAAGCAAAUGCAGACCCACUUUCUUGCUCUGAAAGAUCACCUGACUAACGAAGCUGCUUCGGGAAACAGUAAGCUAACAGAGGAGCUGAAGGAGCAGUUGAAAGAAAUGAAAACAAAGUAUGAAGGAGCCUCUGCUGAAGUGGGAAAACUAAGGAACCAGAUUAAGCAGAAUGAAUUGCUGGUGGCAGAAUUUAAGAGAGAUGAAGGAAGGCUAGUGGAGGAAAACAAAAAGUUGCAGAAGGAACUUGUUAAGUUGGAGAUGGAGCGAGAUAAAAGGGGAAGAAAUGUCAUGGAGUUAGAAGGGCAGCUCAAAGAAACGGCAGUGAAGCUAGCCCACUCUGUAACUUCAGAGAAAUUUGAAAAAAUGAAGAGUUUGUUGUCAAACGAAGUGAAUGAAAAAGCAAGGAAGUUAGCAGAGAUAGAAGGAGAGCAUGAAAAACUGCAGGCAGAGAUUUUGCUUUUGAGAAGGGAAUCUGAGAAUCAGAAAGCUAAACUUGCUCAGCACGUAAAGCCAGAAGACCAUGAACAAAUGAGGAGUGGGUUUGAGCAAAAAAAUGAGGAGCUUGGGAAGACAAUUUCUGAAUUAUCACAGAAGAAUCAAACUCUGCAGAAGGAACUUGAAAGAUUGCAGAUCGAUAACAAGAUGCUUAAGCAGCAAAUCCAAAUGCUUAAAACUGAAAUUAAAAGCCAGAAUGUGCCUUUAAAAAUUCAUGAAGAAUUGAAGAAAACAAAUGAUCUGGCUGUUGGUGACCUGACAAAAAAGCUUUUUGAAGUAACAAAGAAGUACAAUGAAAGCAAAGCAGAAGCUGAAAAGUUGCUGGCAGAGAAGACCAAGUUAAGUGAGAGUGUCGGCCACUUCCAAGCUGUGUACCUGUCUCCAGAGCAGCACAAAAAAGAAGUGGAAGCUCUAAAAUCUAAUGGCAUUGAACUUGGAAAGCAGCUUGCUGAGCUUCAGAAGAAGUAUGAUGAUGAACAAGCAAAAGUGUGCAAACUAGUCUCUGAAAACACGGUCGUAAGAGAAACGCUCAGGGAUCAGUACGUGUUGGCUACAACACACGAGGAGAUCAAAACAGUCUUGAAUAACACACUAGAAAAGACUAAUAGGGACCUGUCAGAUCUGAAGGAAAAAACUGAAGAGAUAAAGCAAGAAUUCCUGAGGGUAAAUGAAGAAAACGGAGCUUUGAAAAGUAAGGUGAAACUCUUACAGAAUCAGUUACAAACUGAGUAUAUAAGUUUGAAAGAUCAUGAAGCUGCAGUGACUACGUUAAAUAAAAGCAUGCAAGAACUCCAGGAGAACAACGUUGCGAUUACAGCUGAAUAUAAGAGGGGUCAAGAAGAAAUCUUCCAGUUGCAUGCAGAAAUUGAAGCCCAAAAGAAGGAACUCGACACGAUUCAAGAAUGCAUUAAGUCAAAAUACGCCCCGGUUGCCUCCUUUGAAGACAGAGAACAAAGCUUUGAAGCCACAGUGAAAGAAUUAAAAGCACAGUUGCAAGAACAGGCACAGAAGUGCAGAGAAAGUGAGGAGGAAAACAAGAAGUGCAAACAGGAGAAUGAAAAGCUCAAAAACGGCGUUUUGUCCAUCCAAAACAACUUGCAGCAGAACUAUGUACUCGCUGAGAAGUCCCGUGAGAUGGAAAAAAUGUUCACGAGCAAAAUGGAGGAGUUGAAUAAGCAAUUGAGAGAAUUGCUGCAGAAAUACACAGGGCAAAAAGAAGAGAAGGAUGAGCUGCAAGAGAGUACCAAGCAACCCGUAACUGUGCAGGCUCAGCAUCUUUCAGUAGAACAAAUGGAAGCCUUGAAGGAGGCUCUUGGUCACACUGUGGAGGAUCUAAAGGAAGCCCUCAGAAGUAAGAAGGAAUGUUAUGACAAAGAAACACUAAAAGUAGGAGAACUACAGCAGGAAUUGUCCGAUCUAAAAAAAUCUUCAAUACCUUUGGUAGAAUAUACACGAAUGAAGGAAAUGCUGGAACAAGAAAUCGUAGCAACCAAAAACAGCUUGAAAGAAAAGGAAGAAGAAAACAGAGUUAAAAAUGAGAAAAUCUUGACAUUGCAGUCCGAGGUUCAGCUUACUCAACAAGCUUUAACGGACUUGGAGAGCAAAGAAGUGAUUGACGUAUCAGAAUACAAAUCCAUGAAAAGUACUCUGGAAGCCCAAAUUAAUAGCAUAGCUGAGAAUUUGUCCAAUAUGAGUAAGAAGUACGAGGAAGCAUGUGAAGAGGCUCUGCAAGCUAAAAAGAGUGAGCUUGCUUUGAAGGAUGAAAAGGAGCUGCUUCAGUUACGGAGUUGCAGUAUUGAACAAGAAAUUAAAGACCAGAAAGAAAGGUGUGAUAAAUCACUGACAACAAUUAUUGACUUGCAGAAGAGAAUACAGGAAUCUGCAAAGCAGGUGGAAGCCAAGGAUAACAAGAUAACAGAGCUGCUUAAUGAUGUUGAGCGGUUAAAACAAGCUCUUAAUGGCUUGUCUCAACUUACUUACACUACUGGGAUUCCCUCGAAGAGGCAGAACCAGCAGGUUGAAAUGCUGCAGAACCAAGUGAAAACAUUGCAACAACAGCUAGCCGAUGCUAAAAGGCAGCAUCAAGAGGUAGUUUCAGUUUAUCGGACACAUCUUCUUAGUGCUGUACAGGGUCACAUGGAUGAAGAUGUCCAAGCUGCUUUACUGCAGAUCAUUCAGAUGAGACAGGGACUUGUCUGCUGACGUGCUCAGUGCCAUUGCUCUGGAAGGCUGCUGCGUCUUGUAGGAGUGCUGUGAUUACGGUAGUGAUAACUUAACGAGAUUUAUAUAAUUAUGAUCAUAUAGCUGCAAUCAGAACCUGCAAAUACGAAAACGUAUAAAGCUGAAAUACUUUGUUCUUGUAAAACAGCAAAAUAGGGCUACUGAGUUUGAGAUCUGACACUUCUUUCAUUAGGGUAAUAAGAGAUGUAGAACACCUUUUAAAAUUGGUAUACAAGCUGACUGUCAAAAUGAUGACAUAGUCCUUAAAUGGUUUUAAUGUCUGAUUGACCACUUCUUAAAGCAAGGUCUGUACCCAGAAACUCCAGUUUAUCCUAUAACUUGAACUCUCACAAUAUGGUUAAAAAUAA
Molecule: messenger RNA, 4484 nt
Organism: Tauraco erythrolophus (red-crested turaco)
Lineage: Eukaryota; Metazoa; Chordata; Aves; Musophagiformes; Musophagidae
Source: RefSeq, a predicted model, not a curated record